AUGCAAUCAGAAUUAUUAGACUCCUCAUACGGUAAAGGAAAUGUUAAAUUCCUUAAGGUUAAAAAGAACCCCCAAAAUACUAAAGAACAGGAAAUCUUAGAAGCAAAUGUGCAGGUGUUAUUGAAGGGUGAUUUUGAUAUUUCGUAUACUAAAGCCGACAAUUCUCCUAUUGUCCCUACCGAUACCGUCAAGAACACUAUUUUGGUUGAAGCGAAAACCACUGAUGUGUGGCCAAUCGAAAGGUUUGCUGCUCAUUUAGCCAAACAUUUUACUGAAAAGUACGCCCAUGUUUCCGGAAUCGAAGUAAGCAUUAUUCAGAGCAAGUGGACUAAAUACGAAGUCAAUGGAAAACACCACCCACACUCCUUUAAACAUGAGGGGCCUGAAACCAGAAGAACAUUCCUUACCUAUUCCAAAAAGAAUAAGAAGUUGAAUAUCACCUCUUCAAUUAAGGACUUAACUGUCUUGAAAUCUACCGGUUCUAUGUUCUACGGUUAUAAUGUUUGCGAUUAUACCACCUUAAAGCCUACCAAGGACAGAAUCUUAUCUACCGAUGUGGAUGCAUCCUGGACUUUUGAUCCAAAGCAGAUUGCAUCUUUGGACCUGGUAUUUACUCAAGCUGAUAAGGGCUUAUUUGAUUCCGCUUAUGAUAGUGCCAGAAAGGUCACAUUAGACUUAUUUGCCUUAGAGAAUUCUCCUUCAGUUCAAGCUACUAUGUACAAUAUGUCUCAUAAAAUUUUGGAAUUGGUUCCUGAAAUUGAAACCGUUAGCUAUGCCUUGCCUAAUAAGCACUAUAUAUUAUACAACUUGGAAUGGAAGGGUAUUAAGCAAAAUGAUGAAUUAUUUUACCCAUCUCCAGAUCCAAAUGGUCUUAUUAAGAGUACUGUUGGUAGAAAGGUCAAGUCCAAGUUGUAG
This is a messenger RNA of Debaryomyces fabryi, 915 nucleotides long. RefSeq lists its product as uncharacterized. Gene Ontology annotation, molecular function: urate oxidase activity. NCBI's taxonomy places the organism in Eukaryota, Fungi, Ascomycota, Pichiomycetes, Serinales, Debaryomycetaceae. Bases 1 to 915 code for a protein of 304 amino acids. Gene Ontology annotation, biological process: urate catabolic process; purine nucleobase catabolic process. The transcript has a single exon. Gene Ontology annotation, cellular component: peroxisome. The record is from RefSeq and is a predicted model, not a curated record.